Messenger RNA from Mycena indigotica, 1128 nucleotides. RefSeq lists its product as uncharacterized. The coding region runs from base 1 to 1128 and encodes 375 amino acids. NCBI's taxonomy places the organism in Eukaryota, Fungi, Basidiomycota, Agaricomycetes, Agaricales, Mycenaceae. The transcript is spliced from 5 exons. The record is from RefSeq and is a predicted model, not a curated record.
AUGGAGGACGAAGUCGCCGCGCUCGUGUUGGACAAUGGAUCUGGAAUGUGCAAAGCUGGCUUCGCUGGCGACGAUGCCCCCCGCGCGGUCUUCCCCUCCAUCGUUGGUCGUCCCCGACACCAGGGUGUGAUGGUCGGAAUGGGCCAGAAGGAUUCAUAUGUCGGCGACGAGGCCCAGUCGAAGCGUGGUAUUCUUACGCUCAAGUACCCCAUUGAGCACGGUAUUGUGACCAACUGGGACGAUAUGGAGAAGAUUUGGCACCACACCUUCUACAACGAGCUUCGUGUCGCCCCCGAAGAACACCCUGUUCUCCUUACUGAGGCCCCACUCAACCCUAAAGUCAACAGGGAGAAGAUGACCCAGAUCAUGUUCGAGACAUUCAAUGUCCCUGCCUUCUACGUCUCUAUCCAGGCCGUCCUCUCCCUAUACGCCUCUGGUCGUACCACUGGUAUCGUCCUCGACUCUGGUGAUGGUGUUUCCCAUACCGUCCCUAUCUACGAGGGUUUCUCCCUUCCCCACGCCAUUCUCCGUCUCGACCUUGCUGGCCGUGACCUCACCGAGUUCCUCAUCAAGAAUCUGACCGAGCGUGGCUACCCAUUCACGACCACCGCCGAGCGUGAAAUUGUCCGUGACAUCAAGGAGAAGCUCUGCUAUGUCGCGCUCGACUUCGAGCAGGAGUUGCAGACAGCGGCCCAGUCGUCGGCGCUCGAAAAGAGCUACGAGUUACCUGAUGGACAGGUCAUCACCAUCGGCAAUGAGCGUUUCCGUGCACCAGAGGCACUGUUCCAGCCUGCCUUCCUCGGCUUGGAGGCUGCGGGUAUCCAUGAGACAACCUACAACUCCAUCUUCAAAUGCGACCUCGAUAUUCGUCGUGAUCUCUACGGCAACGUUGUCCUUUCUGGCGGAACGACUAUGUUCCCCGGUAUCGCCGACCGCAUGCAAAAGGAGCUCACUUCCCUCUCGCCCGCCAGCAUGAAAGUGAAGAUCGUUGCCCCGCCGGAGCGCAAAUACUCUGUCUGGAUUGGUGGCUCUAUCUUGGCGUCGCUUUCGACCUUCCAGAACCUCUGGUGCAGCAAACAGGAGUACGACGAGUCGGGCCCGGGCAUUGUCCACCGAAAGUGCUUCUAA